AUGUCUUCUCAACACCCCGGCCGUCAAUCCCCGGAACCAGACACUCUGACUGGUGCCCAACAGCACGACGUCCCAGGCAGCGGCAAGAUCAGCUCCACGAUGGGCAACGCACAACCAUCACCAAAAUUUGCCCAGGACAGGUCCGAGGAGACUAAGCAGCACAGUUUGGAGAGUAACCCCGAAAAUCCGCUGGAGAAGAUUGAGGCGGCAAAAUAUGCGAAAUAA
Penicillium manginii is the source of this 225-nucleotide messenger RNA. RefSeq lists its product as uncharacterized. The transcript has a single exon. The coding region runs from base 1 to 225 and encodes 74 amino acids. The record is from RefSeq and is a predicted model, not a curated record. Lineage: Eukaryota; Fungi; Ascomycota; Eurotiomycetes; Eurotiales; Aspergillaceae.